GUUCAUGAAGUGACUCAGUACAGCUGAUAAGAGGUAGCAGGCUGGUUGUAGAGCUCAGCAUCUCUUCGUGACGCAAAAACCUACCUGUCCAAAGCUUUGACCCGUGGAGAUGAAUUUUAUACUGUUCCUUGGCUGGUAAAAGGUUAAGCUCAAACAUCCAUUGACGAGGGCAUUCGCACCUCUGAGAAUAAUGUCCCGUCGUCGUUGAAGAUGGGUGGGAGUGGAUCGAAAGCCAAAGGUGUGUGGCCCUUUGGUGGGUCAGGAGCUGCAGGGGACGCUGCUAGUGAUGUCAGUGAACAGUCUUUGGCCCGACUACGAGGGUUAAAGAAUGCCACUCCCUUCGUCUUUACCAGGAGGAGUUCUCUGUACUAUGAUGAGGAUGGAGACCUGGCCCAUGAGUUCUAUGAAGAGAUGGUGGUGACAAAGAAUGGGCGGAAGAAAGCCAAACUAAAGAGGAUUCAGAAGAACCUCAUACCUCAGGGAUUGGUGAGGUUGGACCACCCAUGCAUCCAUGUUGACUUCCCCGUUGUCCUCUGUGAGGCAUAACUCACACAGAUCUGGAACAUUCUGGAACAUUCUGGAAGAUUGCACUCUCUCUAAAGUGUCGUACAGCAGCCACCAUCCUCUCCCCUGUCCAAACCCGAGUCUCACAAACCUCCACGAAGCCUCCAUUUUCACCUCACUGUUCCUCUGAGAGGACCAGACUGCUCUCUUGUGGCAGGGAGGAGCAACCACACACAAGGAGGCUUGACAGUGCUGACCUCCAUGUGGUAACAUGUAGAGGUCCUGAGUGGGCAGGGCUGAUCUAACGGUAAACACUUUGGCCUACGGAUGGACCCGUAGGUAAAUGUUCUCUGGUGUUUGAAGAUGUACAGAAGUAAGUGCGUGUGUUUGUGACUGUUGCAUACCGAUAUGGACAGUGUGUGUGUGAAGGGGUUGAGGAAUGUCCCGCUCCCCCUAUUUGUCUGUGUGUCAGCCAGGUGCAGCAUGUCCUCGUUGAAAUAAGAUGACGGAAUCGGAGUUAUCUCUAGUAUUUCAACUGCUCUCAGACCUGCACUUGUAGUUUUGUUGUAAGUAAAGAAUUGUUCCAUAGAUGCGUGUAGCAAUUCUACUUUACUGCACAUGUCUAUGGGUUGAAUAUACUUGAAUAAAAUGACUUAUUGGACAAUG
Messenger RNA from Sardina pilchardus (European sardine), 1170 nucleotides. It is a transcript of the gene tusc2a, whose product is annotated as tumor suppressor 2, mitochondrial calcium regulator a. The transcript is spliced from 4 exons. Gene Ontology annotation, cellular component: mitochondrion. The coding region runs from base 211 to 546 and encodes 111 amino acids. The record is from RefSeq and is a predicted model, not a curated record. NCBI's taxonomy places the organism in Eukaryota, Metazoa, Chordata, Actinopteri, Clupeiformes, Clupeidae. Gene Ontology annotation, biological process: regulation of mitochondrial membrane potential; inflammatory response.